UGGUAUUUCCACAGAACCCUCUUUUAUCAGACCAUUAUCUAAUAACUUUUGAAUUUCUACUACCGGAGUGUAAGCAAGAGUUACUACACUAGAUGUUUAUCUGAUGGUACCGUAGCUCAAUUUAAAGAAACGAUUCCGUCUGUAUUUAAUUCAAUAUCAUGUCUCAAUAUAACAGAGGACUCCUGUGAUAACUUUAGUCCGUCCCAGGUUGAUGAUCUUGUCGAUAUCUAUCCUCAAAUAUAGUAACCUUAUAAACAGCUGUAAACCCUGAUAUAUAUUGAGAUGGCUUUACUCCCAUCGACCUUGACAAUUUCUACGUCUAAACCUUCGACCUGUCUUUUAGACCCUAUACCGACUAGGCUGCUUAAAGAAGUGUUACCGUUAAUUAGCACGUCUUUAGAUAUGAUCAAUCUGUCUUUACUAACAGGCCAUGUACCACAGUCCUACAAAGUAGCUGUAAAUAAGGUCAAGGGGAUUACUCACAAGCAUGAAUUAUGUGUCCCUAAUAAAUUAAAAACAAAAAUACCACAAAAUUGUGAGGGACAUGUCUUUAGCUUUAGUCUUUGAUCUUUGUUUGGUGAAAAAAAAUGAAAUGAGUUAUUACUGGCAAUGACUGAUGCCUUUGAGUUGAAGAAAUCUCUGACAACAUAAAGACAAAAAAAAAAUCAAUAUUUCAUCAAUUUUGAUACUUUUCAAAGUAAAAGUCAGACAUUUAUUUUCAGAUAGAAGUCAUUUCACUAUGUUCAUAUUUAGAGAUGUCCUGAAAUCAAAUAUGACAAUCAUUAUUGAGCAAUGGGUUUUUAUAGUACCUCAAGUAUUCAGAAAUGUAGCUAUUUCACAGUAGAAAUAUCUGACUUUUACAAUGGAAAAUCUCAUAAUUAAAACGCUUGUUUCCAUGUAUUUUUGUAGUCAGGGAUUAUCAUUGAUUAUUUAAGUGAGGGACAAAUGCAAUGUACAUGUUUGAAUGAUUCAACCCAAGCAAAAGCUCAACAGUAGUCUUCCAGUAAGGAUUCUUAAAUAUCUGCGUCACUUCCGGCACAGCAGCGGACGCCACAGCCACACAGUGACGUCAUCAGGGGGGAAUUAAACAUGGCCGACAGCAAGCGCUAGACGGCUGAAGUUAGCGAAAAGCGUGUGUAAAUUCGACGAACCUCUGAGACUUUGCUGCAGGCAUUUGAACUUUGAGGUACACCUUUGCUGUAUCGGUGUAUUUGGAUACGUCUCACACAUGAAUUGGAGGUUCAAGUUGAGUUUGUUCGUCUGUAAAGACCUCACUAAACCGGACAUUAGCCCGCGGUGUUAGCCACGUUAGCAGCCGGACCAGCGCCUGCUUUUGUCGGGAGGUUGUGCUCCAGAGGGCUGACGUGGACUGUAGCUGUUUAGGUGGACUGAUUCCGGGGCUUUUUGUAUCGUGUUGCGGGUGGGGUCCAGCCGGUCUAGCGGCGUGUUAGCGGUGUUGUUCAUUCAAGGCCAACUUGGCAACAAAGCCACACUUUGCAGACUACGGACACUUAACUCGACUCGAGCCGCUGGACCGUAACUGCCUCAGAACAUUGCGCCGGGAACAUGGAUCCAAAGCGCGCACACGGUAAACCUCAGACGAGCGGCAGCAGCAGCGACUCCAGCUGCGGCAGCCCCGCGUCCCCCUCCAGCAGCCCCGCGCUGGCGGCGAGCAGAGCCCCGGUGCCCGGGGGCAACGCGUUCGCCAACGACGGCAGCUUCAUGGAGAUGUUCAAGAAGAAGAUGGAGGCGGAGGCGAAGAGGAAAAAGGAGACGCAGCAAACAGGUGGAGAGGCGAGAGACACCGAGCAAGGACUGACACCAGUGGAAAAGAAGCCCCCUCCCGUGACGAGCUUUGUGGGGAAGCGCAGAGGCGGCGUGUUCCUAAAGACCGGCGUGGUUGCAAAGAAGCAGAACAACGAAUCAGAAAGCAAGCCAGGCAAGAGCGAUGCUUGGUCAUCGUAUAUGGCCGAGGUAAAAAAGUACAAAGCCCACGAGUGUGGGGACGACGAUAAGACCAGGCCUCUGGUCAAGUAGGGUUCCAUGACGCGAACGCGACAAAGUGUUUGUGAGGUGGACGACCAUCUGGGAGAUGCUCCGGGACGGCCGGCCAAUCCUGAACCUUCUCAUACUGCCAGCUCAAGUCACCCUUCGCGGAAAGCUCUUCACAAACUGCGUAGAUUGAAGGGCCUUUUUCCCUCUUUAUUUUUUUUGUGUUGCUUGUUCUUUGUUGGGACUCUGGUAAUCUGAUGUCAAAAGGUGUUUUGGAAACUUGGCAUUCAUUAUUGUUAAAUGUUUUCUAAUUUGUCAUGUCUGGGUUAAGUUAGGGUUCAUUAUCAGUUGGAUUUGAUUUAAUAGUCAAACCAAGGUGUCAAUUAAAUCUACACUGCCCAUUAA
This is a messenger RNA of Anarrhichthys ocellatus (wolf-eel), 2397 nucleotides long. RefSeq names its product telomerase RNA component interacting RNase (gene trir). Bases 1567 to 2037 code for a protein of 156 amino acids. The transcript has 3 exons. NCBI's taxonomy places the organism in Eukaryota, Metazoa, Chordata, Actinopteri, Perciformes, Anarhichadidae. The record is from RefSeq and is a predicted model, not a curated record. Gene Ontology annotation, molecular function: 3'-5' exonuclease activity; 5'-3' exonuclease activity.